AUGGCAUCAACAGUCACGAAACACCCAAUUAUUUUGUGGGCUCAACGAGAAGAUACAAUCCUUUUAACCAUUGAAGUUAUGGACUUGAAUGUUGAAGUUCUAGAUUACAACGAUGAAACACAGACGUUCACCGUGAAAGGCAGAUCAAAAGCCGGAGACCAGUACGAGGCUGAACUAAAGUUCUUCGGAAAACUCGACUGGUCAGAAAGAAAUCGCAUCAAGACUGACAGACAUGUCGAACUGAUCAUUCACAAGAAGGAGCCUCAAUGGUGGCCAAGACUUCUUGAGAGUAAGGAUAAGGUGCAGUGGAUCAAGGUAAGAUAUUUUUUGUUGUUAUUGAACCUUUAGGAUCGAAAUAGGUUGAGGAAUAUAUGGUUAUUGUCGUGGCAUAUUGCAACAUCUUUUUUUACUUAUACGUUAUGGUUUUUGAUAUAACUUUUUUCAUAAGGUAGAUAGAAAUCACAUAUUUUGCUACAAGUUAGCGUAUUUCAUUCUUCAACUAAAGAAAAAAAUUGGUUUUAAAAUUUAAAGAUUUUUUAAACUUAACUUUUUCCUUAAGCUACUCUAUAUGAAUACGAUUAUAAUGAAUAUGGAUCUAAAAAUACUAAUUGUAUCAAACUUCAGGUCGACUUCAACAAAUGGGCUGACGAAGAUGAUGAGGACGAAGCCGGCGGCGCCUUUGACUCCUCAAACUUCCAAAACUUUGACUUUAGCAAAUUCAGCGGUCUAGGUGGAGAAGGAGAAGAUGCCGAUGUUGAUGCCAGUGAAUUACAAGAUGAAUUGGACGCUCACGGUGAAACCGACGACGAAGCUGAAGAAGAGUUGUCGAAAGUUGAGAGCGACGUCAAAACUACAGAAUCCAACGCUUAA
This is a messenger RNA of Bursaphelenchus okinawaensis, 870 nucleotides long. The record is from the annotation of a GenBank genome assembly. Lineage: Eukaryota; Metazoa; Nematoda; Chromadorea; Rhabditida; Aphelenchoididae.